AUGAGGAUAUUAUUGGAGGCUGCAUUCUUGUGGUGUAUUUAUGGGGACGAUUUUCCCAGAGGAGUUAAUGAAAGAAGCUUCAAUUUCACACUCAAUCACUGUUUCAUCAUUGUGUUUGCAGUGCUGAUAAAUAAAGUGUGUCUGCAGGUCACAGUCGAGGGGGUUAUUGGUGGUUGUGUUGUCCUGCCAUGUUCUUCAGCUCAACAUGAUCUUAAACUUCAAGAUAUUGAUGUGCACUGGAGAGACACAAAUGACAAAAUUGUUUAUAGUAUAAUCAAGGGUAAACAUUCAGUAGCGGGACAAGACCAACGGUACAAGAACAGAGCUGAAACUUUUCCUGAUGAGUAUCAGAGAGGAAACUUCUCCCUUAAACUCAACAACCUUCAACACACCGAUGCAGGAAAAUACACCUGUUUCAUCACACCCUCAGACGAACAAGAGACUGCAGAGCUGAUCCUCAAAGCAGAAACAGGACACAACCCCAGUGAUCAAGGAAACCACGGAGAAGAUUCAGGAGCAAACAGUGUGGGCAAAUCAGGGCCUUUGCUCUGGGUUUGCAUUUUAGCUAUUUACUACUAUUAUCUUUAACAGGGCUUAUAGUCUGUUUAAUCAAAAUUCACUUGAGAAAAAAAAAAUAAUAAUUUAUUAUAUUAAGAUUAAUUGGGUCUGGUUUAUUAUUCAUUCAUUCAUAUUUUAAUAUGCUGUAUUGAUUUUUUAUACAGUGCUGCAAUUCCAUAGGCUAAUGCAGACGGUCCAGAGUGUCCGGUUCACAAAUGAAUAUUCUUUCGAACUGGUUCUUUUUAGUGAACUAGAUCGGACUGGAUCAGUCCACAGCUCAAGCAGAUCUACAAAUUCCUAAGUCAAAAUUUACUUUCAGAUGUGCCACACAGUCGCCUCGACUGAAAAUAUAAACUAUAACAAAAAAAGAUAGAAAGUGUGGAUGGCCAUUUGUCAAUUUAAUGUGUCUGGCUUCCAGUCUCCUCCAUUUACCGCUAUUUUUAGAUUUACAAAACAGCUCAUUUUGCUUCUUGUUCUUGCAAACUGGUGUUUCUUACCAUAUUAUGUUAAUGUUUUAUCUUAACUAUCAACACACUGGUUUUGUCAGACUCUGCUCCGUGUUUUGUGUGUGUUUUGCUCCUUGUGUGCCUUCCUUGCCCUUAUUUGGUUUUACUGUUCCUGUCCUCGUUCAGUUCUAAUUUUCAGGUGUAUGUCAUUAGUUAUCUCAUAAGCUUCUGUCCAUUUAAACCCUGUGUUUCCGAGUGUUUCCUGUUGGCUCUUAAAUGUCUUCUGAGUUCCUGAGUUUACCCAUUGUUAAUUAAAUUCCAUGUUUAAAGUAUUGUCCAGCAUCUCCUUGCUCCUUGUACCUCGUACCUUCCUCCCCGAGGGAAACGUGACCGGUUUGUAAUGAGCCAGAAGUCUCGCACAUUCACAGAAAGCAGCUUACCUCCGAAUUGAAGAAUAAGAUGGAUAGAGAAUGUGAGGAUACAU
This is a messenger RNA of Carassius auratus (goldfish), 1488 nucleotides long. RefSeq names its product V-set domain-containing T-cell activation inhibitor 1-like. The transcript has 5 exons. Gene Ontology annotation, biological process: cell surface receptor signaling pathway; immune response; negative regulation of T cell proliferation. The record is from RefSeq and is a predicted model, not a curated record. The coding region runs from base 1 to 588 and encodes 195 amino acids. NCBI's taxonomy places the organism in Eukaryota, Metazoa, Chordata, Actinopteri, Cypriniformes, Cyprinidae. Gene Ontology annotation, cellular component: external side of plasma membrane.